Molecule: messenger RNA, 1341 nt
Organism: Pipistrellus nathusii (Nathusius's pipistrelle)
Lineage: Eukaryota; Metazoa; Chordata; Mammalia; Chiroptera; Vespertilionidae
Source: the annotation of a GenBank genome assembly
AUGCGACCGGCUCAGGGUGACACUGCAGGUGAGAGUGGCCCGCGGGUGCCUGUAGACCUGGCGCGGAGCGCUUCGGCAAGCCUAUCCUUCCCUCCCGACCCGCUGGCCCACCGGCCCCCAAGUGCCCCUCCGACGGAGCCCCCAGGCCUUUUUACCGCGGCCGCUCCAGCCCCCGGAGCGCCUUCUCCUCCCGCCACUCUGGCGCACCUUCUUCCCGCUCCGGCCAUGUACAGCCUGCUGGAGACUGAACUCAAGAACCCCGUGGGGCCAUCUACUCCGGGGACAGUAGCCGGUGGCCCCGCGGCCCCGGGCGGUGCGGGCAAGAGCGGCUCGAACGCAGGCAGCAACGUGAACGCGGGCGGCGGCGGCAGUGGUGGCGGCGCGAGUGGAGGCGGCGGCGGGGGGGGCAGCGAUCAGGACCGCGUGAAGCGGCCCAUGAACGCCUUCAUGGUGUGGUCCCGCGGGCAGCGGCGCAAGAUGGCCCUGGAGAACCCCAAGAUGCACAACUCGGAGAUCAGCAAGCGCCUGGGCGCCGACUGGAAGCUGCUGACCGACGCCGAGAAGCGGCCGUUCAUCGACGAGGCCAAGCGGCUGCGCGCCGUGCACAUGAAAGAGUACCCGGACUACAAGUACCGGCCGCGUCGCAAGACCAAAACGUUGCUCAAGAAGGACAAGUACUCCCUGCCCGGAGGCCUCCUGCCCCCCGGCGCUGCCGCCGCCGCCGCGGCUGCUGCCGUCGCGGCCGCCGCCAGCACCCCGGUGGGCGUGGGCCAGCGCCUGGACUCGUACACGCACGUGAACGGCUGGGCCAACGGCGCGUACUCACUGGUGCAGGAGCAGCUGGGCUACGCGCAGCCCGCCACCAUGAGCAGCCCGCCGCCGCCCGCCCUGCCCCAGAUGCACCGCUACGACAUGGCAGGCCUGCAGUACAGCCCCAUGAUGCCCCCGGGGGCCCAGAGCUACAUGAACGCGGCCGCCGCCGCCGCCGCCGCCUCGGGCUACGGGGGGAUGGCGCCCUCCGCCGCCGCUGCAGCCGCCGCCGCCUACGGGCAGCAGCCCGCCACCGCCGCAGCCGCCGCCGCCGCCGCCGCCAUGAGCCUGGGGCCCAUGGGCACGGUGGUGAAGACGGAGCCCAGCUCCCCUCCUCCCGCCAUCACCUCGCACUCGCAGCGCGCGUGCCUCGGCGACCUGCGCGACAUGAUCAGCAUGUACCUGCCGCCCAGCGGGGAUGCGGCAGAUGCCUCCUCGCCGCUGCCGGGCGGCCGCCUGCACACCGUGCACCAGCACUACCAGGGCGCGGGGACUGCUGUCAACGGAACCGUGCCACUGACCCACAUCUGA